GUCACCUGCCUGCCGCAGCCUGUGCGCACCGCUCCUCCCUCACGGCUUCCUCGCCGGCCCUGCGUCGCGCCCGCAACCGCCCGGCUCCUCACUGGCACAGGAGCAGAGGCGGCCCCAAGGCCCGAGCGCACUGUGUCGCGGCCCCACCGGAAUCAGGGUCCGGACCUCGCUGAGCGUCUGUCUCCCGUCCGCCCCGGCAGAGGCGCUGGGCAGGUGGCACCAUGGCCUUCUCCCAGGUGCAGUGUCUGGACAACAGCCACGUCAACUGGCGCUCCAGCGAGUCCAAGCCCGAGUUCUUUUACAGUGAGGAGCAGCGCCUGGCGCUGGAGGCCCUGGUGGCCCACGGCCGUGAGGCCUUCUAUGAGGUGCUGAACCGGGAGAACAUCCGCGACUUCCUCUCAGAGCUGGAGCUCAAGCGCAUCCUGGAGACUAUUGAGGUGUACGAUCCGGGCUCUCAGGACCCUCGGGGCUCAGGCUGCGCCCAGGGGCCUGAGGACAACGGCGUCGGGGAUGGUGAGGAGGCCAGUGGGGCAGAAAGAGUCCCAGCGGAGGCAGAGCCCCCGCCCUCGCUGGAGUACUGGCCCCAGAAGUCAGACCGCUCCAUCCCGCAGCUGGACCUGGGUUGGCCCGACACCAUCGCCUACCGCGGCGUGACCCGGGCCAGUGUCUACAUGCAGCCCCCCCUCGACGGGCAAGCCCACAUCAAAGAGGUGGUGCGCAAGAUGAUCAGCCAGGCCCAGAAGGUGAUAGCUGUGGUCAUGGACAUGUUCACCGAUGUAGACAUAUUUAAGGACCUGCUGGACGCCGGCUUCAAAAGGAAGGUGGCCGUGUACAUCAUCUUGGACGAGAGUAACGUCAAAUACUUCCUGCACAUGUGUGAGCGGGCCCGCAUGCACCUGGGACACCUCAAGAACCUCAGGGUACGGAGCAGCGGGGGAACGGAGUUCUUCACGAGGUCAGCCACCAAGUUCAAGGGCGCCCUGGCCCAGAAGUUCAUGUUCGUGGACGGAGACCGAGCCGUCUGUGGCUCCUACAGCUUCACGUGGUCCGCCGCGAGGACAGACCGCAACGUGAUCUCCGUGCUGUCCGGCCAGGUGGUGGAGACGUUCGACCGGCAGUUCCAGGAGCUGUACCUCAUGUCGCACGGCGUCAGCCUCAAGGGCAUCCCCAUGGAGAAGGAGCCCGAGCCGGAGCCCGUGGUGCUGCCCCCCGUGGUCCCCCUGGUGCCCUCUGGCACUGUGGCCAAGAAGCUCGUCAACCCCAAGUACGCGCUGGUCAAGGCCAAGAGCGCUGAGGAGAUCGCCAAGGUCUCCUCUGAGAAGCAGGAGGUCAAGAAGCCCCCGGGGCUGCGGGGCGCAGCGCUGGCCGAGCAGCCGGCAGACCUGCCCGAGCCGUCCCUGCCCAUCCACCCGGGGCUGCUCAACCUGGAGCGGGCCAACAUGUUCGAAUACCUGCCCACGUGGGUGGAGCCGGACCCAGAGCCGGGCAGCGACAUCCUGGGCUACAUCAAUAUCAUCGACCCCAACAUCUGGAACCCUCAGCCCAGCCAGAUAAACCGCAUCAAGAUCCGAGACACCUCGCAGGCCGGGGCGCAGCUGUGGGGGCAGAGCCAGGUCUGCAGCCCUGGUCCAGAGCCCAGCGGCUCCCAGGACGCGGUCCCGGCCAAGAACGGCCUCCCCGAGGAGGACCCCAAGCCCCCGGUGCCCAAGCCCCGGACAGUCCCUGUGGCAGACGUGCUCGCCCAGGAGGGCAGCGGUGCUGGCUGGGCCCUGGGGAGCGCAGGAGAGGGGGUGCCCCAGCACAGGGCAGGCCGCGGGCUGCCCAGGACACCAGGCCCAGGCCAGGCCCCACCCCAGCGGCCACUGUCUGUGACCCAGGACGACCCUGCUGGGGAGAGGGUGGUGAUCCCUAACGGGCUGGAUCAGGAGGACGAGGAAGACGACGACGACUACGUGACCCUCAGCGACCAGGACAGCCUCUCGGGCAGCUCUGGCCUUGGCCGUGGCCCCCGGCGGCCCUCAGUGGCCUCCUCCUCUGUGUCAGAAGAGUGUUUCGAGCUCCGGGGACGCCAGGCCGCUUUCCAGAGGCGCCACUCGGAGCAGGUAGCUAACGGGCCGGUCCAACCCCCCCGCCGACAGCUGAGCGCCCCCAACAUGGCCCUCAGGACCUUUGGUGAGCAACUGUGUGGCUCACUGUGGGCCCAGGGCCGGGAGAGAGAAGAGGCAGGCGCUCUGAGGAAGACGCAGGCCUUGCGCUCCGCGGACAAGGACGCACAGGACCACCAGUAUGGAGUCCCUCCCGGGACCCGGGACAAAGAUGGCUUCCCACGGCUGCUGAGGACCCCAGGAUCCCCGCGGUACUGCCCCACUGCCGAGGGCGCCCAGAGCUCUUCCAGGAAAACGGGCUCCCACUGCUGGCAGGCCCCGGGCAGCCUCGGGCCCCACAUGCCUCCGGACCCUGGGAGCCCGAGGCUGGGCCGCAACACCAGUCUCCUAAGUGACGGCAGGGCCACCAAAGUGCACCCGAGUCCUUUCGGGAUCCCGUACUCCAGACUGUCGCAGUCGAAGCACUUGAAGACCAGGGCGGGCGGCAGCCCCUGGCCCUCCUCCGAUUCUAAACGGAGGGUCCAGGCCCCCCGGGACCGCAAGGACCCCUAG
This is a messenger RNA of Pteronotus mesoamericanus, 2657 nucleotides long. RefSeq names its product family with sequence similarity 83 member G (gene SACK1G). The transcript is spliced from 6 exons. NCBI's taxonomy places the organism in Eukaryota, Metazoa, Chordata, Mammalia, Chiroptera, Mormoopidae. Gene Ontology annotation, cellular component: nucleus; cytosol. The record is from RefSeq and is a predicted model, not a curated record. Gene Ontology annotation, biological process: BMP signaling pathway. The coding region runs from base 222 to 2657 and encodes 811 amino acids. Gene Ontology annotation, molecular function: protein kinase binding.